Aplysia californica (California sea hare) is the source of this 3751-nucleotide messenger RNA. RefSeq lists its product as uncharacterized. The transcript has 13 exons. The coding region runs from base 44 to 2932 and encodes 962 amino acids. Lineage: Eukaryota; Metazoa; Mollusca; Gastropoda; Aplysiida; Aplysiidae. The record is from RefSeq and is a predicted model, not a curated record.
AUACUUUAAAUUGAAUACGAGAAGUCUAACAUUCAAAAUAGCUAUGUCGGAUUCAUGUGAAGAACUAGAACUGGAGGGUGAUGUGGAAGAAUUUGAGGGUGAUGAGUUUUGGGAGACAUUGAAAGAAGCCAACCCUGAGAGCACUCAAAAAGGAAAUGACAAGAACAAAGAACCUGCAGUCCAGAAAGUCGAGAAGUCUUCUGUAAAACAUGAAUCUCAUACAGUACCAGUACCACAGGAAGCGUCUCCAACAGUAGGAUCCAAGAAUUCUGGUCAGCGAGGUGUUAAGUCUGCUGAUUCGGACACCAAAAAAAAACUAGUGUCCAAGAAAGCAAAUGUAGAAUCCACGAGGACUGUAGAAAAGCAAGGAAGUAAUGUUGAUGUUUCUACUUUAGGCGACAUUGCAAAUGCCAUUACAAGCAUUGAUAGUUUUAAAGCAGAGUACAGUGUCGUGAAAGAAAAAAUUCAUUACUCAUCUGAGGAUUUGGGCAUUAAAAGAAAGCCAGUGGAAAAUGUUUCAUCCAGUUCUCCAAAGGUUAGAAAGAUUCACUCAGACUCAAAAGCUAGUCCAAAACAAAAUAAAUCAUCAAGUGAUAGUGGUAGAAAUGUGUUUGCUGCAGUGGAGGACCAGAAGUGUGCAGACAAAGAGAACAAGUCUGUUGAGGAACAAGAAAUUGUUGAUGAUAUCAUGGUAACGAUAACAGAGGAGGAGUCGAAAGCUAUUGAUACCAUCCUGGCUGAAGAAAUGUUUGAAGAUAUCAGACAAUGUGCACAACCAAAGACGGAAGAAAAGACUUUCACAUUACGUUUUGGUCCCGUGGAAAUAGCUGAUUUAGCUGAGAGCGGCAUGCAAAAUCUCAUAAGAUCACAACCAAGCCUCUCUUUUUACUUCAGAAGACAAGCAGGGAAGUUCAAAAAGAAAAAAGGCUAUGGAGAGAUUUGUUUCCUGCGAGCCCUACCAAUCCAAGCAUUUAUUCGAAGACUAUGUCUAGUUAAACUAGUGGAAAAACGGAUUGAACUUACCAUUUCCGUGCAAAUACCAAAAGGAAGAGACUACGUGGGAACUUUAGUCUUACGGUUGGAUAGACAUGGCAAGUUGCUGAAACUGAUUGGUUCCGGGGACGAGCCAGUGAGGGGUACAGCAACACCUUCCAAGACAUAUUUUGAGGUGGACCAGGUUCCCAUUGAUGCUCAUCCUUUGUCCCUGAAGACACUCUUUCCAUUUAUUCCUUUCAUUGAUAUGAAAAACUGUAUUGAGGACUCAGGCGUGAAACCUGCUUUCAAAGGGCCUGUCCGUGUGUGCUAUGCAGAUGCAAGCUGGCUAGAAGCUGUCCUGGAGUGCUUCUCUGAGUUCACAAUCAAUAACCAUCCUCUUGCUAUUCGCAGUAGCAUCAAGACAGAAGUCGGUGAGGGCUCUCAAGCACAGGCUGAUCAUGAAAUGGAAGAUGCUGCUAACAGUUUGCAAAGACAAAGCUCCACGCAAAGUUGUUCUGAGCAAGAAUCUGAUCCAAUAAAAGAGCACCAGGAUUCACCAGAGAACAGACUCAAAGAGACUGAAAUUGAGAAAUCGGUGUGGAAAGAAGAGGAAAGUGACAAUGGAGAGGUUAGCAAAGAUGAAGGGAGUGCUGACGAAGAAGAAGAAGAUGAUGAUAUUUCUAACAUGACGAGAGAUGUGUGUGCUGAUAUGCUAGAGUCACUCAACAAACUAAAACAGUUGGAAACUGACAAUCCAAACGUUCAGAAAAUUCUUGAGAUGCAAGUUCAACUUGCCAAACUUCAAAAGUCAUUGUCCAAACCUGUGCAGGAAAAAAGGCUUUCUACUGAUGAGUCGGAAAAAGAUACCAAUCCUUGGACUGUAGAAACGAUUGACGAGAAAAAAGAAAUUACAUGCGAGAUAAGUACUCAUGGCAAAAGGACAGUAAAAGUAAAUAAGAAUGAGGUGCUUCAAGCUGAAAAGAAAAGAAUGGAAAUGGAGAGCUUACAAAAAAGGAUAGAUGAUGCAGAGAAGUCAGAAAGGCAAAAAGAGGAGAUGACUAAGCAAAUGCGAGAGAAAGAACUGAAAGCAAGGAGAGAGUUUGAAGAAAAAAGAAGAGCAAACUGGGCUAAGAAAAUGAUUGAAGACUUGAAAAAAGGCGGGCAGUCUGUUAGUGUUGAGAAUAGUGCUGCGAAAAAGGAGGCCCAGAAGUUACUUGAGGCAAGAGAACAGAAAUUGAAACUGCAGAAGGAAGCUGAAAUGGAGAAAGCCCAGCCAACCCAAGAUCUGAUGGCAAACAAAAAGGAAGAAUCGCAACAUCCAGCCAAUGAUUUGAAAGAUGGAAUUGCUCAAAUAAUUCUGCCUUUCCAAGAGAUAAUUUCAUCAACAUCAGUGGGAAAGUUUGAUUUCAUGCGACAUUCUGCUGGGGCGGAACCUACAUCUUCAAAAUUAGGAAUUUCUUCACUUGACAAGGGAGCUGAAUCUGCUUCAAGCCACAGCGGAAAUGUUGAGGCAAAUGAGCCCUCUUCUCGCUUGGAAACUGAAGAAGAGACACAAGUUGUUGAAAUCACUGAGAUCUUUUACAAAGAAAUGAUGGGCAAGACAUCAGUGCUGCCCCAAAAGUUCCAAGUGACUUUUGAAUAUUCAGAAAAUCGCAGCUGUCCUGUGCAGAGUUGCUCUGCCAAACGCUAUUACAAGUCAGAGGAGGAGUUUGUGGAUCACUGGCAGAUAUUCCACAAACAGAAUAUGACUGUGAGGUUCUGUCCAAAAUGCUCCGCGUACUUUUCCAACCAAGAAGAACUUUUAGAUCACCUGAAAGCAAGGCAUUCUAUUCAUGAAUAUGAUGACUUGAUGGAUUUGCUGAAGAAAGUUAGGACCAAAGUCAUCCGCAACCCAAGCUUCAGAGAUCCUACUCCCUUCUCUUUCGUACAGCUGAAAGAUGAUACAUUUAGGGCGUAACAGAUGGGGAUCAUUUGCCUUCUAUCUAUUGGCUGGUACUCGUCUCUCGUGCCAAGAGUUUUGGGUUCAAUUCCUGGUAUGUUCCAGUACGUUAGAAAUUGGGACUCUGUUCUCCUUAUUUCUGGUGCCAUGCCAUUAGUUAAAGAAUUUGGGAGGUUUUUAAGUUUUUCAUUCAGGUUAUGAUCGAAGAUAUUUAUAAUGUUAUAAUGGAAAUGUUUUUGAGCUGGAGAGUGUUGUUAAUUGCUUUCAUUCAAACACAAGAAAAGAAAAGCUAGUAGAAUUAAAAUGGAAAAUUCCCUUUUCAAGACAAAAAUUUAUAUAUAUGAAUAUAAAUUAAAAGUACGCUGCUCUACUAUUACUGUGCACAAAGUUGGGGAAAAUCGACUAAAAUUGUGUAAGAUCACAAUGUUAAAAUCUGUACGGGUAUAAUUGAAAAUAUAUGUCUAAUUAUGACUAUGACCUAGAGACUCUAUUCGCCUUCUCAAAUGAAGACAAGAUUGACUGUAGAUCCUUCUGCCAGGCCUUACGGGACAGGUCCUGUAAGGGUGAGGGGGGGGACAUUUUAUUUGUUGUUUAUGGUUCUUAAUGCCCGUGGUGAGAGGGAAAACUAUUGUAUUUGGUGGUUGAUGGUUAUAAGUGUACCAUAUUACUCGACUAUGGUGUUCCAUAAGCUCCAUUAAUUUUAUGUCAUUUUUUUUUUUCUUAAAUUUUGGGGUGGGGGGGUGGGUGGGUUGUCGGUUACCUUUUUUAUGAAAUUAUGAUUCAUGCUUUCAAAAUGCUGGUUGAGAAAUGAAAUAAAAAAUUUUAAGCCAGCCAGAA